Messenger RNA from Aspergillus chevalieri, 537 nucleotides. RefSeq lists its product as uncharacterized. Lineage: Eukaryota; Fungi; Ascomycota; Eurotiomycetes; Eurotiales; Aspergillaceae. The transcript has a single exon. Gene Ontology annotation, molecular function: O-methyltransferase activity. Bases 1 to 537 code for a protein of 178 amino acids. The record is from RefSeq and is a predicted model, not a curated record.
AUGGUAAAUCUGUAUAGAGAGUUCGAUCCCUCCGUCAGCGAUGUCAUACUUGUAGACGAAGAGGUCACGACCUUGCAGCUUACGCCGCCGCUUAUUGUUCCGCAUGUCCCGGUAGACUCAUCCUCCAAGGCCGUCAUCGCCGGUGUGGUAGCAGAGAACAGUGACAAAGAGCUACCCUUCAAAGUACAAGCACACGACUUCUUCACGUCGCAGACGGUCCGUGGUGCACACGCGUACUAUCUGCACUCCAUUUUGCACGACUGGAGUGAUGAGGAGGGCAUCAUGAAUUUGCAGAGCUUGGUGCCUGCGCUCAAGAAGGGAUAUUCUCCGGUGUUGCUGAAUGAAAUUGUGGUCAGUGAGGAGAAGCCGACAUUGGCGGCGACAAGUAUGGACAUGAUGAUGCUGGCGCAUUUUGCGGUGCGGGAAAGGACCGAGGCCAAUUGGAGGGAGAUCUUAAAGAAGGUUGAGUCGAAGGUGGUCAAUAUAUAUUCCUACCCAGGUGUUACAGAGAGCGUGAUUGAGGCACAAUUGGCUUGA